AUGAAUCGCCUGGUGGCAGUUCUUCACUUUCUCACCGGCCUAUAUUUACCUCUGUUUACAACACCGAUCCUCAGCUCACAGACCACCAAGAUGGACGUACUCGAGACCAACAAAGCGUUUGAAGACGUCGGCGGAGAGUACCAAUUCAUGGGCACUCUCGUAGUCCAUCGAGAUGAUGGCGGUAUACCACGGAUUUUUGAAAGCUCGCUAUACGACACCAUUAGAGUUCAGGCGAGAGCAUCCUUCUCACAAGUUCUAAUUCCUGUCUCUGCCUAUAUGCCUCUCUUUCCCAGUAGUUAUUCCAGAGCUCCUGAUCCUCUACCGAGCAAUAUCUUUGUCAAGCAGCCUUCGUUGAUCUCCUACGAUCGAUAUCAUCAGGAGCCUCAAACAAAUUGCAUUGCAGACGGCGUGCUCAGAGAGGCAGCCAAUUUGCGAGCUUCUUCGACAAAACCCACAUUCCAAUAUUGCUGA
This is a messenger RNA of Trichoderma gamsii, 471 nucleotides long. RefSeq names its product serine/threonine-protein kinase. NCBI's taxonomy places the organism in Eukaryota, Fungi, Ascomycota, Sordariomycetes, Hypocreales, Hypocreaceae. The record is from RefSeq and is a predicted model, not a curated record. The transcript has a single exon. Bases 1 to 471 code for a protein of 156 amino acids.